AUGGCUACUGUCUACAAGUUAUCUGCCUUUGUCUUUCUGUUUGUCUUUUUAGCCUAUUCACUAGCUCUCAGCUCAAGUACUGAGCCAACAAUCUCAGCCUCUUCAAAUGAUUUACCUUACGUCACUGCACCAGAUAUUGCCUCCUUUUUUCCCACUCCAAGUGCUGAUAGACCUAUGAGUUCUGCAGCUCCUCCUGAGGCAGAGGCAUUGGCACCGGCGGCUCCGAGUUCCGGCGAGUUUGUAGGGAAGAAGGCUUCUGGUUCAUCUAGGUUGGAUUGUGCAGCUGUCACUGUUGGUAUCCUGCUAUGCAAUUUCUUGAUCGCUAGCACUAUUAUUUGA
This is a messenger RNA of Abrus precatorius (Indian licorice), 339 nucleotides long. RefSeq lists its product as uncharacterized. The record is from RefSeq and is a predicted model, not a curated record. Lineage: Eukaryota; Viridiplantae; Streptophyta; Magnoliopsida; Fabales; Fabaceae. The coding region runs from base 1 to 339 and encodes 112 amino acids. The transcript has a single exon.